Molecule: messenger RNA, 2639 nt
Organism: Oryzias latipes (Japanese medaka)
Lineage: Eukaryota; Metazoa; Chordata; Actinopteri; Beloniformes; Adrianichthyidae
Source: RefSeq, a predicted model, not a curated record
UAGAGCGCAUGCGCAGAGAUUGGCCACCAGCAUCAGCUGCAGAUUCUGGAAACCGGAAGGAUGCUGCAGAAUCCAGAAAGCCCGAUGGUGUGACUGAAGCUAAACACUCCAGCCUCUUCGUGUGUUGAGCUCGCCCACAUUCCAAGACGGAAACAUGUUCCCCUCAUGUUAUCUGAAACCGGCGGACAGCGGCGGAAAGACGAGCGCGCUCGCGAAGCUGCUGCUGGGGGUGUUCGUGGUGUACGCGCUCCACACCGCCUGGCUGCUGUACGGCUUCCUCAACAGCAAACCCUGCGACAGAAGCAGAGGGGAGCUCUGCAUGGCCUCCUACCUGCACAACAGACCACGACUGCAGCUGAGUGUCUUUACCUGCCUCGUGCCAGAAGACAGCCAACUCCAUCCCAUUUUGAGGGUGGAGGCCUUUGAUCCUCUCUCCACAUUUGAACGACAGGUGAACGUUUCUCUGCCAGAGGAGACUCGAGCUAACGGCACUCUGUAUGCAGUUGUGUAUCUUCACAAAGUGGGAGUUUCUCCCUUGGAAGACAGAAAGGAAGUUCACUAUGCUGCUCAGCUCACCACCUACAUGAAUCCUGCAAACAAAGAGGACCAGAAGGACCCACAGAAGGUUGGAUCUGUUAGACCUGUGUCCCACUGGACACCGCUCCUGUCAAUCACCAUGAUGUCGGAGGACUUCAGCUUCAGCAAGGCGGGGCUUCCCAGUGAUGUGCGCCGCUACAUGAGAGUCUUUCAGGAGGGCAGACAGAUGAUCUACCUGCCCCUUCUGCUGGUCAAUGAGCUGAGCUCCAGAGUCAAAGACCUCAAAGAGAUCGGCAGCAGCAGUGUGCAGCUCCCCCUCACAAUUUCCUAUGAGGGAAUCUCUCUGAGGAAAUUUCGCUUUUGGAUCCAUUUACACGACAUCGUUUACUCCCUGCGACAGUUUGGCUUCAGUGAGGAGAACAUCGAUGAGAUUAAAGAAACUCUGGUUGGAUCCAACCUCUACCUGUUGGUGCUGACUGCCCUGGUUACAGCUCUGCAGCUCAUCUGUGAAUUUCUCGCACUUAAAAACGACAUCUGUUCGUGGAGGGAAAAGAAGAGCAUGGCAGGAAUAUCCAGGAAGUCGGUUUUGUGGCGAUGUCUCUGCACGUUGCUGAUCUUCCUUCAUCUGCUGGAGGAGACCAGUCUUCUGGUGCUCCUUCCUGUCGGACUGGGAGCAUGUGUGGAGGUGUGGAAAGUGUUUAAAGUCUUUAAGAUCCAGCUGAACAAAGAGUUUCACGUAAAAAAGCUGGAUGAGGACGAGCAAAGGACUGUGGAGUACGAUGUGCAGGCGUCCAGAUACUUGUCCUACUUGGUGUACCCCCUGUGCAUCAGCGGAGCCGUUUUCUCCCUGGUCUACUUACGCAAACGAAACUACUAUUCCUGGUUGAUCAACAGUCUUGUCACAGGGGUUUAUGCGUUUGGUUUUCUGUCCAUGGCUCCUCAGCUCUUCAUCAACCACAAGUUCAAGUCCGUGAAUCACCUGCAGGGGGCAGCAUUGAUGUACAGAGCUUUGAACACGCUGGUUUCAGAUGCGUGUUCUUUCGCCUUCUUCUUCUCCUCCACCGCAUCUUUCUCCUCCUCCCACCAACUUUCCUGCUUCAGAGACGAAGUCCUCUUCUUCCUCUACCUUUACCAGCGAAGACACUACGCUCCCAAAUCCAGAAGACGAGAGUCUGCCACAAAGAAAGUCAAGACUCAGUGAACGACGAGACAAAAACAUCCAUUCAAGACUGAAAGCACAAAACCACCAAAGGCCAGCUUUUUAAGAAAAACAACAACACUCAAACAGAGCCAGAAAAAAGGCAUCCAAUCACUGGACGAUUGAUUAGAGAGCUGCGGCUCCGCGUUUAGCUGCUCUGACGUUCAACACAUUCAAGGACAAUCUGCGUUUCGGAAUUUCUAUCUUCACUUUUUGGAAAUCACUGGAUCAAAUCAUCUUAUACUUGCAUGAUUCUGCUUUUUAGUCGUAUGAAGUGAAUGAAAGUUUCUUCUUAACUAAACCAUGUUUCAACCAUAAGUCUUGAUAAAUUCGUUUUUGUUGAAAGCACAGAUUCUCCAUAAAAGAUUCAUUGCAAGAGGCUGCAGUAGAAGAAAGAAUUUUAUGAGACACUAACUGCAUAGUUUAUACAUAUGUACAGAUAAUUAUUGAUGCCUGAGCUAUAAUUUUACAGAGGGAACUUGUAAAGUCAGACUUUUUUUGAUUAGUGCAGUGAUGCAUGAAAUCAAAUAAUGUACACAUUUCAUCUGAAGGAACCACAACGGCAUUAUUGGAAUAUGCAACCUUAUUUCUUAAUGUCAUGAUGUAUUUAUGUGGUUUCCUGCAAACCUUAGACCAGCAAUGAUGCCAGUUUCAAUGUUAAGUCAAUGGUACAGAUGCGAUCUGAGGUACUGCGGCGCGAUUUAGGCGACAGCCCAAUGCCCUACUGGGCUGUUUUUAAAUGUUUUUUAGAUAUAUUUUAACAUUCCUUGGAUAGUCUUUUGAUCAGCACAUUUUAUGUAAUUACAGUAUCACUUACUUUUUCCAUUUCAACAAAAAGUUACAUUUUUGUGUUGCAUUGGUGUUAGUUGCAUAUUUGUUUAUUAAUAAAUCAAAUGAAAAUCAA